Messenger RNA from Akanthomyces muscarius, 1425 nucleotides. RefSeq lists its product as uncharacterized. The transcript has a single exon. The record is from RefSeq and is a predicted model, not a curated record. Gene Ontology annotation, molecular function: proline dehydrogenase activity; sarcosine oxidase activity; flavin adenine dinucleotide binding. Lineage: Eukaryota; Fungi; Ascomycota; Sordariomycetes; Hypocreales; Cordycipitaceae. Bases 1 to 1425 code for a protein of 474 amino acids.
AUGGCUGGCUACAAGGUCCCCAGCUCCGUGCUCAUUGUCGGCUCCGGCGUCUUCGGCCUCAGCACCGCCUGGGAGCUGACGCAGCGUCCCGCGUACGCAAACACCAAGAUCACCGUCGUCGACGAUGCCGGUGCCUGCGGCGGCGAGUUCCCGCCCCGCGACUCGGCGAGCGUGGACUCGUCGCGCAUCAUCCGCGCCGACUACGCCGACCCGCACUACUCGGCGCUGGCGGCCGUCGCGCAGGCCGAGUGGCGCAAGCAGGGGGACGACGACCUCGGCGGCCAGGGCCGCUACUCGGAGGCGGGCCUGCUCCUCAUGGCGGACAACCCGACAGCGGCCAAGAAGGGUAAGCUGACGGGCAUGGAUUAUACAAAGGAGAGCUGGCGCAACGUGGCGCGCAUCGCGCGCGAGGCUGGGUAUCCGGCAGACAGGAUACAGACCCUCGAGAGCGCCCAGGCGCUCAAGGAGCAUCUGGGCACGCCGGGACGGCCGGGGGACUGGGGCUAUCUGAAUACGCUCUCGGGGUGGGCGAAUGCGGGCGAGGGCAUGCGGUGGCAGUACAGACGGGUCAAGGCCACCGGGCGCGUCAACUUUGUCGAUGCGAAAGUCACGGAGCUCGUCACCGAGGGGAAGCGCGUUGUCGGCGCAAAGCUGGCGUCUGGCAAUGUCCUCCGCGCGGAUCUCGUCUUUGUGGCUGCUGGUGCGUGGACGGGCGCUCUCAUCGAUAUGCGUGGUCGCAUCGAGGCCACGGGCCACGUCCUCGGCUACAUUGACAUCACGCAGGACGAGCUCGAGACGCUCUCCAAGAAGCCCGUGGUGCUGAACCUCUCCUCAGGCCUCUUCAUCAUCCCGCCGCAGGAAAAGGUGCUCAAGGUGGCCCGCCACAGCUUCGGCUACCUCAACCCCGUCACCGUCCCGCGCGCGCUGCCUGUCUCGCACACCGCGCCGCGGGCGCCGAUUGUCGUGUCGCUGCCUAUGACGUCACGCAGCGGCGGCCCCGGGCGUCUGCCCACCGAGGCGGACAUUGAUUUGCGCCGCGCCUUUCGGGACCUGGUGCCCGUCGAGGGUCUGGAGGGACGGCCGUGGAAGGAGACGCGGCUGUGCUGGUACGCGGACACGCGCGACGGCGACUGGCUGGUCGACUACCACCCGGGCUGGGAGGGCCUGUUCGUGGCCACGGGCGACAGCGGGCACGGGUAUAAGUUCCUCCCUGUGUUGGGCGACAAAGUGGUCGACUGCAUCGAGGGGCGCGGCGGCGCGCUGGGCGACAAGUGGAAGUGGAAGCCGGUGCCGGAGGGCGAUAGGGUGGGACGGGAGACGGAUGGCAAGUUUGAAGGGCUGAUUACGGAGGAUGGUAGUCGGGGCGGCUACCCGGGCAUGAUUCUCAAGGAUGAGCUGGCAAAAGAAGUGGCGGCAAAGCUGUAG